CUCCAACCUCAUCUCUGGACCCUCUUUCUCUCGCCAUGGACUCUAGCUCUUCCGCUUCUCCUCAUCCCGACGUUGUUUCCCAAUUCACCGGAUCCCUCCUUGUUGAGAGGUUCCGAGGCACCGAUUUUGUUCCCCCCUCCUCAAACACUGUCGUCUCCUCCAAGGACGUCACCCUCCUCCCUCAAUCCAACAUCUCUGCCCGUCUAUUCCUCCCCCAACACACUCCCCGCAACCGCAAGCUCCCUCUCUUGCUCUACUUCCACGGCGGCGGUUUCCUUGUCUCCUCCCCUUUCAAUUCCCUCCACCACAACUACGUUUCCACUCUAGUCGCCAAUGCCAACAUCGUCGCCGUUUCCAUCGACUACAGCCUGGCCCCAGAGCACCCCAUCCCCGCCGCUUACGAAGAUUCCUGGGCUGCGCUUCACUGGGUCGCAUCCCAUCGAAAGAGUCCUGGACCCGAGCCUUGGUUAAAUGAGCACGCAGAUUUCAGGAGAGUUUUCCUGGCUGGGGACAGCGUUGGCGCUAACAUAGUUCAUAAUCUCGCAAUGGCAGCGGGAAAUCCCGACAACGAGCUCGACCUCGAGAUUCUGGGCGCGGCAUUAGUCCACCCAUUCUUCUGGGGUUCGCAUCCCACCGGGUCGGAGGCGAUGGAUCCGGAGAGAAAGGCGUCGGUGGAUCGAUUAUGGCCAUAUGUUUGCCCAUCCACGCCGGACCAGGACGACCCGCGGCUUAAUCCGGUGGCGGAAGAAUCCCCCAGCUUGGCGUGGUUGGGUUGUGGAAGAGUGUUAGUGUGCGUGGCGGAGAAGGACAUACUGAAGGAGAGGGGGUGGCUCUACUAUAACGCAUUGAGUCAGAGCGGUUGGCUUGGGGUGGUGGAGAUCCGUGAGACUCAAGAGGAGGACCACUGUUUCCAUUUGGAAGAUCUGGGCAGCAACAGGGCCCAAGAUUUGAUCCAAGGCCUGGCCGACUUCUUCAACAGAGAUAUGCCUCCUUUACUUUAACUUGCAACAAUUUCUUGCACCAAGAAAAGAAAAUCUGGCAAUAAUUUCAUUCAUACUUCUUUACGCUCUUGUCGGUCGCCGCGGAAAAUA
Neltuma alba is the source of this 1091-nucleotide messenger RNA. Its product is annotated as probable carboxylesterase 2. Lineage: Eukaryota; Viridiplantae; Streptophyta; Magnoliopsida; Fabales; Fabaceae. Bases 36 to 1001 code for a protein of 321 amino acids. The transcript has a single exon. The record is from RefSeq and is a predicted model, not a curated record. Gene Ontology annotation, molecular function: hydrolase activity.